Haemonchus placei is the source of this 1191-nucleotide messenger RNA. The record is from the annotation of a GenBank genome assembly. NCBI's taxonomy places the organism in Eukaryota, Metazoa, Nematoda, Chromadorea, Rhabditida, Trichostrongylidae.
AUGUUCCGCUCGUUUGUAUCAUUGGCGCUCAAGUCGGGACGAUAUCCACUAUCAUCUUAUAGUGCCAGGACCAGGGCCUACUGUAAGCAGAGCUCUUUUCCAGCUGAUCCCUCUACAGCCCGAUUGUCUAUCCAGUAUACUUGUGGAGUCUGCGGAACUCGUCAGGGCCCAAAAACAUUUUCUCGAAACUCAUACGAAAAAGGCGUAGUAAUUGUGACUUGUGAUCAGUGCAAAAACCAUCACAUUAUCGCUGAUAACCUUGGCUGGUUCAAAGAUUUCAAGGGGAGGAAUAUUGAAGAGAUUCUAAAGCAGCGAGGAAUAACUGUCAAGAGGGGAAUAAGCAUAGAAGCUGACGAAGCAUCAACUGUAACAGGAGGGGUAGGUUCUGAAUACAUGAUAUUUUCGUCUUUUCUUCCGGGAAUCCGUUUUGCAUGGGUACGAAAAUUAAAAAUGACUAGCUUGUAUCCUGGUCACAUUCCGCUUUCUCCCGUUUCUCGGCUCUUGCUUGGAGUUGGUUCAGCAGCUAUGGCGAUUUCCGAUCCACGUCGGGGUGACAUGGUGGCUGCUAUGGGGGAGGCCACAGCCUUAGAAAGCGUUCUAGAAAAGAUACGUCAACGAAUGGAAAGUGAUGUUGUUGGUGCACGCCUUCUCAAGGAGCAGCCAAGGGUCACCAAUCAGACAGUAAAUCGUGAAUAUCUCGAAUCGUUGCCCGAUAACACGUUUGGGAAACAAUACGCCAAGUUUUUAGCUGGCUUGAAAACGUCACCUGAUGCACGCCCUCCAGUCAAAUUUGUGCAGAACGAAAAACACCUUUACGUGAUGCAACGUUACCGUGAAACACACGACUUCAAUCAUGUCCUUCUGGAGAUGCCUACACACAUGCUUGGAGAGGUCACCGUCAAAUACUUCGAAGGUAUCCAGUUUGGCUUGCCCAUGUGCGUUACAGCUGGUAUUUUCGGAGCAGCACGCUUACGUACGAUGUUGUUUUCAUCCGCUGGAGAAAACGCUUUCAGGCAUCGUCACAGGUUCCUGGCCCGCAAUCUGCCAUGGAUUGUCGAGCAAGCCCAACGAGCAAGAUUCUUUUUGGCCGUAGAUUGGGAAAAUCACUGGGAGGAAACAAUACCGGAUCUACAAAAGCAUCUCGGUGUUACUUCAUUGAAAGAUUAUGAAUGUAGCAAGCCUGUUUCCUAG